AUGGGAGGAGGAAGUACCAGAAGCUCAAAGCUGAAGAAGGUAGCCCGGAAAAUGGUGGUGGCAGCAUGUGGCUCUUUCUCCUCCUCUACCAUGUCUUCUUCUCCUCUUCCUCCUUCUACCAUUCAUUCUUCCUCUCUCAGUAUCUCAUCAGUUUGUCCAACAACAGCAGCCUCUUCAACUACAAAUAGUCCAGAGGAAUACGAUGAUCAAGACACCAUCAUCCACAACUUCAAGGACAACAUUACCAGUAACGUGAAUUCUAAGCAGAGCAUGUGCGCAAUAUGCCUAGAAGCUUUGAACUACAGCAACGGGGACAGUCCAGGUCAAGCCAUAUUCACAGCUCAGUGCUCCCACGCCUUCCACUUCGCCUGCAUUUCCUCCAACGUCCGCCAUGGCAGUGUCACCUGCCCCAUCUGCCGGGCCCAUUGGACCCAACUCCCCCGCAAUCUCAACAACCCACCUUGUUGCCUUCCCUCCACCCAAAACGACCCGGUAUUUCAGAUCCUCGAUGAGUCCAUAGCCCAUUUCCGCGUCCACCGCCGGUCCUUCCUUCGCUCCGCCCGUUACGACGACGACGACCCAGUUGACCCGGCCCACAUCCCCACCAUUUCCCGCCUUCAUUUCUCCCUGCAACAUCACUCACAGCUUCUACCAGGAACAUCAUCUUCGCAUUUCAACAGAAGAAUGACAGCGGCUAAUGCUACAGCUACUGCUUGUCUUUCAGUGAAACUGAUAAACCAACCAGCAACCGACUUGGUCCUCGUUGCUAGCCCCAAUGGUCCACAUUUACGUCUUCUCAAGCAGUCCAUGGCAUUGGUUGUCUUCUCUCUUCGACCGAUCGACCGUUUGUCCAUUGUGACGUACUCCUCCGCUGCAGCCAGAGUCUUCCCUCUGAGGCGAAUGACGUCAUACGGCAAAAGAACAGCACUUCAAGUCAUCGACCGGAUAUUCUACAUGGGACAAGCUGAUCCAAGUGAAGGGCUGAAGAAGGGGAUCAAAGUGCUGGAAGAUCGUGCACACAAGAACCCACAUUGCGGCAUCUUGCAUCUUUCGGACACACCAACAAGAGCAUGUCAUGUUGUAGCUCUGCAUACUUCAUUUCCGGUCCAUCGGUUCCAUGUGGGAUUCGGAUUUGGUGCUUCGAAUGGGUUCGUGAUGCAUGAGUUUGAGGACUUCUUGGGGGGGAUACUUGGAGGUGUUAUAAGAGAUGUUCAGCUGAGAAUCGGUGGCGAUAGGAGCAAGAUCAUGAAGCUUGGUGACCUUAGAGGUGGUGAAGAGAGGCGGUUCCUGUUGGAUUUGGGAGAUUAUGGGGAGGUGAUCUCAGUGGAGUACAGCUACAGUGAGGGUGGGAUUGAUGAAUGUACAAGGACAGGCGAAGCUGUGGUGAGUUUAGGAGAGAAAAGUGAGACUCAUGGUAGUGACGUGGAAGCUUCUGAGAGGGAUGCGAGUAUGGUUAGUGGAAGGACUAGUAGUGUUGAGAGCUGGGAUUACCAUAAUCCGUACAUGGCUAGAAGAUGGGCUAAGCAUUUGCAUGGCUACAGAAUGUGA
Linum trigynum is the source of this 1548-nucleotide messenger RNA. The record is from the annotation of a GenBank genome assembly. NCBI's taxonomy places the organism in Eukaryota, Viridiplantae, Streptophyta, Magnoliopsida, Malpighiales, Linaceae.